Messenger RNA from Coregonus sp. 'balchen', 1056 nucleotides. The record is from the annotation of a GenBank genome assembly. Lineage: Eukaryota; Metazoa; Chordata; Actinopteri; Salmoniformes; Salmonidae.
AUGUCCCACAUCACAAAGAAAAGGAAAUUAGACAAGAAUGUGCAGGAUAACCUGUACUUUGACAGCUAUUCUGAUGUUACCAUUCACGAGGAAAUGAUUGCAGACACUGUCCGGACGAACACGUACAGGACAGGGAUACUGCGGAACAGCAGUUCGAUUCAAGGGAAAGUAGUGUUGGAUGUCGGGGCAGGAACCGGUGUUCUAAGCAUAUUUUGCGCCCAAGCCGGGGCCAGGAAAGUUUACGCGGUGGAGGCUAGUUCAAUCGCUGAUCAAGCUGUUAAAAUCGUUAAACACAAUAAGAUGGAAGACAUAAUUGAUGUGAUUAAAGGGACUCUGGAGACAAUCGAUUUGCCGGAGCAGGUGGACGUGAUAGUAAGCGAGUGGAUGGGGUACGCGCUGCUUCACGAAUCUAUGCUGAAUUCUGUCCUGUUCGCCCGCGACAAAUGGCUUAAAGCCGGCGGCCUUAUUUUACCUUCCAAGGCUGAACUGUACAUUGCACCCAUCAAUGACUUGGUCGUGGAGGACCGGCUAAGUUUCUGGUCAACUGUGAAGGACCAGUACGACGUGGACAUGUCGUGCAUGUCUGACUUCGCCAGGAAAUGCAUCAUGAGCAAUGACAUCACCGUGAACUUGGUGACGGUAGAGGACGUGCUCUCCCACCCCUCCAAGUUCGCCGAGUUGGAUCUGUACUCGGUUACCGCGGAGCAGCUGAAAUCCGUGAAGGGGGCAUUCAAGUGCGAGUGUUUCGGUUCGUCUGCCGUGAACGCGCUCUGCGUGUGGUUCACGGUAACCUUUCCCGGUGGCGAGGAGAAGCCCCUGGUCCUCUCCACAUCUCCGUUCAAACAGGAGACGCACUGGAAGCAGGCGGUGUUGUAUCUGGAUGAACCGGUGGAUGUUAGACAGGACACCACAGUGGUGGGCGAGGUCAACAUGUAUCCCUCAGAGGACAGUUCCAGACAUAUAUGCAUCCACGUGGACUACACUAUAGGGGAACUCAAAAAACAGUCCAAGACCUUCUCCAUCCCUGAUGGUUAUUCGGGAGAGGCUCAACAGUAG